AUGGACGGUUAUCAUUUUCUAGGCCUCGAUUUGAGUACACAGCAGCUUAAAGCAAUAAUUAUCGAUCAAGAUGGAAAACCCGUACACACUGAAUUUAUUCCAUUCAAUAAUUACAGCGAAAAAUAUGGGACCAAAGACGGCGUCUUAAAAAACGGACAAGUGAUAACUAGUCCAGUGAAAAUGUGGCUGGAAGCUAUUGAUGAUUUAUUUGAAGAAUUACGAAAAAAUGGAUGGUUGAAACAGUUAAAAGGAAUAUCAGGAUGUGCCCAACAACAUGGGACAGUCUAUUGGAAAAAAGAGGCGGAGCUUAUAUUGAACAAUUUGGAAUCAGAGAAAAGCCUGAGGGAACAGUUGGAGAAUUGUUUUUCUGUCGAAAACAGUCCGGUAUGGAUGGAUUCAAGCACGGAAAAACAGUGUCAGGAAAUGGAAAAUUUCGUCGGUGGAGAUAUGAAAAUGUCUGAAAUCACUGGAUCCCGAGCACAUCAUCGAUUCAGUGGAGCUCAGAUUAAAAAGAUUGUGGAGGAUGGAAAAGGCACUUGGAAAAUCACAGAGAGAGUAUUUUUGAUUUCUUCCUUUAUGACAUCUCUCCUACUCGGAAAGUACGCUCCCAUCGAUAAAACUGAUAGUAGUGGAAUGAAUCUAAUGGAUGUUCAGAAUGAGCAAUGGCAUCAACCACUUUUGAAUUUCAUCGCAUCGGAUUUAGGAGAAAAAUUAGGAGAUCCAGUAGAUUCGAUGUGUGUUUUGGGAUCUGUUAAUUCCUAUUGGACCAACAAAUACGGGAUUCCUUCCAGCUGCUUAAUUCUUCCAUUCCUAGGAGAUAAUCCGUCUUCCCUUGCCGGACUUGCCCUUCUUCCGAUUGAUAUUGGAAUAUCAAUGGGCACGAGUGAUACCGUAUUCUGCUUCUCUCCAGAAUUCAAGCCAAAUCCAGAAGCUCACGUCUUCUGUCAUUUUGCUCCGAAUUCGGGAUACAUGGCAAUGGUUUGUUUCAAAAAUGGGUCACAUACUCGAGAAAGAGCUCGUAAAUUGAAUGGAUGUCCAUGGGAAGAUUGGGAGAAAGUGAUGAAAAAGACGCCGAUUGGAAACGAUGGAUACAUUGGAUUCUUUUUUGAUGACGAUGAAAUUGUACCGAGAAAACCGAAAGGAGAUUAUACGUUCGAAAUAGAAAGUGAGGAAUUGAACAGAAAUCCAGAGAAAUUCGCUCGUGCCGUUUUCGAGAGCCAGUGCUUCUUCAAACUCUUCUACACCCAAAAAAUGGGAUUCCAAAAAUCCACGUCAUCUCGAAUCGUUGUAACUGGAGGAGGUUCUCGGAAUACGUCACUUCUUCAGAUGCUUUCCGACGUCUUCGAAAUGCCCGUUUACAGUAUUGAAGUUGAUGGAUCUGCCGCGUUGGGUGGAGCUAUGAGAGCCAGAUACUUGCUCUCCAAGACAUCUAUGUCCUAUUCCGAAUAUUAUCCAUGUGACAAUGUGGAACUUCAAUGCAAACCGAUCCCUGGAAAUUCUGAAAUUUAUCGAGUUCAAUUCGAGGCGUUCAAAAAUCGUUUGGACGCAUUCAUCAAGGAAAAUUGA
This is a messenger RNA of Caenorhabditis briggsae, 1566 nucleotides long. Gene Ontology annotation, molecular function: D-xylulokinase activity. Gene Ontology annotation, biological process: xylulose metabolic process; D-xylose metabolic process. The record is from RefSeq and is a predicted model, not a curated record. Lineage: Eukaryota; Metazoa; Nematoda; Chromadorea; Rhabditida; Rhabditidae. The transcript has 11 exons. Gene Ontology annotation, cellular component: cytosol. Bases 1 to 1566 code for a protein of 521 amino acids.